UAUACAUAUAUAUAUAUAAACAUACAGCUCUAGGGCACAAAAUAUAUCAUUGGUUUAUCUAUGUUCUACCUCUAGACUUCCCAAUCUGUCAACUAUAAAUUGUCAAAUCAUACGAUGAUUUCCUCAUUUUUUUAAAUGUGUAACGUCUAGUCUUAAGUGAUUUUUGUUAUUCAAUCAAGAAAUAACGAAAGAAGACGAAGAAAAACUAGAAACAAAAAGGAACAGAACUGAACACAUAUAUAUUCAUAUACAUUUAUAUAUACAAAUGUAUAUAGAUGUAGUUACUUCCAUAUCGAAUAUAUAAUAUCAUUACUUCAUCAUCUUCAAUUCAUUCCAAGAAAUAUUGUAUUCACUUUAUCAUUUACCACUGUGCUUUCAGUGAAUAAACAAUUACACAUAUAUCAUAUCCAUCUAUCUAUCUAUCUAUACAUAAUAUAUUGAACAUAGUAACAAAAAUAAGAAAACAAUUAUGUGGAUGAAAGAUUGUGAUCAAUGUUCUACAGCAAAACUUGGAGGUUUACAAAUAUGGAUGCAACAUUUAACUGAUGAACAUGCAAUACCAACUGAAUGGCCUAGUGAUAGAGCAUCACGUUUAACUGGUUCUAAUGCAUUACGUCCAUAUACAACAAUAGCUGAAUCUAAAAAGAAACGUAGAAAAGAUAGUAUACCAAGACCAUUGAAUAGUUUUAUGCUAUUUGCGCAACAUAUUCGUCGUAAUGUUCUACGUGUUUUCAGUGAUGCAUCAAAUUCUGUUAUAAGUCAACAAUUAGGAGAUUUAUGGCGUACUGUUCCAAGAAGUUGCCGUAAUCAAUACGAUGAUGAAGCGAAUAGAUUAGUGAAAAUUCAUCAAAUUGAAUUUCCCAAUUAUAAAUAUCAACCUAAAAAACGACAAAUCACAUCAUCGUCAUCCUCCUCCUCCUCAUCGUCCUCAACAACAACAACAACAACAACCGCCACCACAACCACUGCGAAUACAUCAAGGAGUAAUAGUGAUCAAAUGCGUAUGGUUAAUCCAAAUCAGUUCCACAACACCACACACACUCUUACUCAAUCAUCUAUAUCAAUGAAUAGUAUACGAGAGGAUCAAUUGAUAACAUCAAGCAAAUUAUUAUCAACCAAUUUACUUAAAACUAGUACAGACUACAAUGUUGUUUAUUCUUCUUCUUCUUCGUCUUCAUCGGCGUCUUCUUCUUCUUCUUCCUUUUCUUCAACUGUAACAAAUAAACUACCAACUUUGUCUAAUCGUAAUUAUUCCAUACCCGCUAUAUCAUCUAUGAAUAGUUCUGUUGUUAAGGGUCAAACUACCAAUGAUAAUAAUGAAUUGAUGAAUAAUUUUAUGACAAGUCCAUCCAAAUUAGUAUGUAAUACAAUUUAUGCUAAAUUAGAACCGAAACCAUUAAGUGUGAAUAUUAUCAAUACUACUAAUAAUAGUAGUAUACCUAUGAAUAACAAUAAUAAUACUACUACUAACAGUAGUCAAACCUUAUCAUUCAAACCAACUAUACAUAGUUUAUCAUCAGUGUUACCACCUCUUAUAACUUUGUCAUCAAAUCAUCAUCAUCAUCAUGCACAUCAUCAUCAUCAAACAAAUGGAUUAAUGAAUGAACAAUUUUCACUUGGUAUAUGUGAUUCAGCCUAUGCAUCUGGAAUUAAUAGUUCAUCAUCAUCAUCAGCAGCAUCAUCUCCAGCUGUAGGUGAAUUAAUUUCACCAGCAAAAUCAUAUUCAUCAACUUUUUCAUCACUUUCAUCAUCAUCAUCAUCAUCAACAUCAUCAUCAUUAUCCAAUAUGAAUAUAAAACAAACGAAACAUUCACCAAUACGACGUAAAAUUCAUUUUAUACCAAUUAGACCACAAUCACAACAAUUACCACCUGUUGGUAAUCAACCAACACGUCAACGUUUUCUUUCUGCAAAUAAUGGUAUUACUACUAAUAAUACUACUAAUAUUACUACUACUAAUAAUAGUAAUAUAUCAACUAUUGGAAAUGGUUAUAUUCAAAUGAAUGGUUUUCAAUUUAAAUCCAACUCUGAAAAUGUUAUUAUACUUCCAAGAAAAUUAAAUGAUUUACAUGUUGAACAAAAAGAUGAUCAAUUAACUGAUGAAUUCAUGAAUGAUACUCUUAUACUUCAAGAGAACAAUGAUAAUAAUGAUAGAAUGGUAACAACUGAUAUUCUAACACCAGUUUAUAUUCAAUUAGAUCAUGAAGGACAAAAUCCACUGACAGAAGGUUUAAUGUUAACUUUACCACCUGGUACAACAUUCAUUCAAGCUAAUCAUGAUUCUAUGAAUCGUGGUAUUCCAUUGAAUAAUAACAAUACAAUAUCAAAACGGUUUUAUAUUACGAAUGGUAAUCGUAUGGUACCAGGUAUAUCGAAAUCGGUACAAAUUUUACAACCAUUAAAAGUAAUGAAUGUGAUACAUCAUCAUCAUCAUGUUCAUCCAAAUCAUUCAUCAUCUUCAACAACAACGACAACAACAGCAACAACAACACCAUCAUCAUCAUUACUAUCAUAUCCAGAACCUAUUCUAUAUAGUCCAUUAAUGAGUAGUUCAGAAUUAUUAUCGUCAUCAUCAUAUAGUUGUAAUUCAUCACCGAAUUCAAUUGUAUCACCAUUAUCUGGUGAUGUAUUUCUACCAAUGCAACAAGUUGAAAUGAUGUCAAAUUCUACACAUUUCAAUACAUAUGAUCAACAAUCAUCAUGUAUGGAUAUAUAUCAAUUUAAUGGACAAAAUCAAUUAGAUAUGUGUAUAGAAGAAGAAGAAGAAGAAGAAGAAGAACAAAGGGUACACGAAGAAGUAGAAGAAGGAGAACAAAUUCUUAUUGAUGAAAGAAGAAUGACACAAAUUCAUUCAAAGAAUUUAGAUACAAUCACCAAUAUUAUUAGUAUAGAUGAAUGUAUGGAUGCUGUAAAUAAUGAUACAUUUAUAAGUAAUACAAAUUCUUCAGGUAUUCUACAUAAUUGGUCAUCAAAUUUACCAUUUAGUGAAUCCGUGGUAAUGUCAUCUUCAACAUCAACAUCAUCAUCAUCAGGUUCAUUAUUAUCAUCAACUGGAUCAUCAUCGUCGUUGCCAUUAACAACAACAAAAACAAUGAUCACUAUGAAUAAUAAUAAUUAUGAUCAUAAUGAGCAUGAUGAGGGUAUAGGUGCCUCAAAUCGACAUCUACCAUUAACUAUUGAUAUUAUGAAAUCAACAAAUGAAAAUUUCAUCACCUUAUCAUCUACAUCUUCAUCAACGAUCACUACUUUAAAUCCUCCGCCUAAUCAUCAUCAUGAUCAUCAUCAUCAUCCACAUCAUCUUCAUCAUAAUAGCAGUAUAUCUAUUGAUAAUGAUUUAAAUGAUACUGAUUUCUCUAUUACAAAUGAUAAUGAUAAUUUUGAUUCAAGUUUUGAUGCAAUGAUGAAUUCGAUUGAUAUUACAACUUUUCUACCUGGUACAUUUCAAACAAAUGAAGAACAAGAUCAAUCAAUACAUAAUGAUUAUGAUCAUGUACAAUUAAAUUCAUAUCAUCAUAAUCAACAUGAAUUCAUGAAAAUGGAUGAAUUUGAUGAAUCAUGUCAUAUAAUCAAUGAUGUCAUAGCAACAACAACAAUAACGUCAGCAACAACAGUAGCAACAAUAGCAUCAUCAUCAUCAUCGUUUAUGAAUAAACCGACUAAUUCACAAUUAUACAAUGUUAUUAGAUCUGAUAUUGAUUUGAUUCAUUAUAAUCAUUUAGAGAAUGAAAAUCGUACAGUACGUAUUAUUUCACCAUUACAAAAAAUUGGUAAACAAUCAUCACUUACAUAUUCACAUCCAAUAUCAUCAUCAUCAUCAUUACAAGGAACACAAUGUUCCAUCUCUCUAUCAUCAUCGUCAUCGUCAUCCUCCUCAUCAUCGUCGUCAACUUCAUCGGUAUUAAGAAUGAAUUCAUUACAUGAAUUAUUAAAUAAUUCACCACAAGUAUGUUCAUCUACAUUGGCAGAUUUGGAUUCAUUAGAUAAAUCUAGUUUAUUUAUUAUUAAACCAGAAUGGUCUGUAUUCGCUUAAAACAAUAUGAAUAAUCAUCAUCAUGAAAUUAUUGAACUAUUGAUUCAUACAACUUGUACAUUGAAUUGAUUUAUACAUAAAUCUAUCCACAAGUCUAUACAAUCUAUUCUUUCCCUCCUCCUCCUUCUUCUUCUUCUUCUUCUUCUCUAUUUGUUUCUCUGGGCAUAUCCUAAUUAUAUAACUCAGGUGGUUUAUCUCAGUUACAUUUUAUUUAUCCAUGUUUUUUUUUGUUUUUUUUUUGGUACUCGUUCAAUUUAGUAUUUUUCAAUCCAUUUCAACAUUUUACUUUUUUGUUUGUUUUUUUCUACUUUUGGUUUGUUUGUUUUUUUUAAAAAAUUUUCCAAACAAAUCGUUUUCUUUACAUAAAAUUUUGUUGGUGUUAAAAGAACAAAACACAGGUAAUAUACAAUUUUUGUGUUUCCCCACUCCACACCCCAACCCCUACCCCCCAAUCCCCAACACCCUCCCCCCUUCAUCAAUUUAAUAUCUUCAUAUAUUCUUAUUGUUAAUUAAAGCAUUUAAACAAAUCAAUAAAUCAAUAAACAAACAAGUCAUAAAUCUUAUUGAUUAUUGAAUAAUAAUAAUAAUAAUAAUCAUAAUAUGUGCAUUAAAUUAUUUUGUACACAUGAUAAUUCAAUGAUUCAAUUUUGUUGCCAUGCUCCUUUUUUAAAUAAAGAUCUUUUCAGGUUGUACAGUAUAACACACAGACACACACACACACACAAUCAAUAUUUUCUCCUUGUGCUUUCUUUAUUCAAUAAUAAAGUCACUUUUUUUGUUUUGUUUUUUGUUUUUUUUAAAAAAAAGUAAAAUGGAACUUACAUCAUCAAUAUAAGUAGUAUGGUUAGUAGUCAUAGUAGUUGUAGUAGUAUAAAUGCUACUUUAAGUGUUGGAUACUAAAGUUUUCUUAACCGUCUCUUUUGUUGUUGUUGUUGUUGCAUUAUAACUUUUGAUAAGAUUGAGAUUUAGUGAAUACAUCUAUACAUAAAUCUAUUGAUCAAUUGAAUAUCUCAGGACAAUUCAUUUCUAUUUUAUGCUUUACUACGUAUAGUAGACAGUUUUACACAAACACACACACACACACUCUCUCUCUCUGUCUCUGUGUCUUUGGUUAGUUACUAUUUCAGCCUUUUAUUGAUAUAAUCCUACCAUGUAGUAUUAUUAAUAACCAUAGUAACUAUCAACAGGAUUGUUUCAGUUUUAUUAAAUUGUACAGUAUUCAUUCGAUUCUUGUUUUUUUUUUUAAUAAACUUUAUUUUCUAUACAAAUGAACAAUGAUUUUCAUUAUAUGAAUAAAAUAUUUGUUGACUAGUCAGGUAAUUCAUUGAAAUCAAGGAUCUUGUUUUCUUUUCUUUUCUUUUUGUUUUGUUUUUCUAUUUCGGCGGGGAACAAAAUUGAUCCUUUUUCAUUCACUGUCUCAGGUGACUUCAUUAUUAUGAUUAUUACGUAAUAUUUAGUUACUUAGUUGUAUGUUCCAUGAAACUUCUUUUAACGAAUCUAAUUAUUUUUUGAAAGCAUUUUAUUUUUUUUCUUUUUAAAAAAAAUGUGUGUGUGUGUGUGUGUGCGGUUCCGCAUUCUUUUUUGGGACAUAGAAAUCGAUCAACCGACCGAUCAAUCAGUUCCCCCCUCCUUCUCUUUCCCCCUUCAUUCAACGAUACACUUAUGUAUUAGAAUGAACUGAUAAUAAUAAUAAUAAUAAUAAUAAUAAUAAUAAUAAUAAUAAAGGACCUUUCAUAUUCAGGGUUAUUAUUACAAUUAUAUAAUCGAUAAUAAUCUUUUUUUUUUAAAUUGUUGUUGUUGUUGAUUUCUUUAUUGGCUUUCUCUGUUUGUUUGUUUAUUAUUAGUGAUUUUAAUGAAUGAUUAUGAUGAGUAUGGUUUUAUUACUGCUGAAGUUUGACAAUCAUAAUGAUGACGUUCAUUCUAUACUACUUAUAUACUACUUAUCUUUACAUCAUUUGUUAUAUACAUUUAUAUACAUAUGCAUAUAUCUAUGAUAACCAACAUUGUAAUAUUUUAUGAAUUGCCUUUUCUUUUUCUAAAC
This is a messenger RNA of Schistosoma haematobium, 6071 nucleotides long. RefSeq lists its product as uncharacterized. Bases 470 to 4030 code for a protein of 1186 amino acids. Gene Ontology annotation, molecular function: RNA polymerase II cis-regulatory region sequence-specific DNA binding; DNA-binding transcription factor activity, RNA polymerase II-specific. NCBI's taxonomy places the organism in Eukaryota, Metazoa, Platyhelminthes, Trematoda, Strigeidida, Schistosomatidae. The transcript has 2 exons. Gene Ontology annotation, biological process: regulation of transcription by RNA polymerase II. Gene Ontology annotation, cellular component: nucleus. The record is from RefSeq and is a predicted model, not a curated record.